CAAGUGCUGACAACAUUAGUAAAGACAGCUGGACACUGACUGCGGAUUUCUGUUUAAAAAAAUGAGGAGUAUUAUUUUUAUCACAGUUUUCACUGUGUAUGUUUGCGUGUGUUUUACCAAGGCUCAAAGUGGAUCUGUGUUUAAGACAAUCAUUCGAAAUGGAACAGGUCCAGUUCCUACACGAAACCAAACAGUGAUCGUCCAUUACACAGGAAAACUGCAGAAUGGGGAGGUGUUCGACUCGUCACGUGAUCGCAAUGAACCAUUCUCGUUCAAGCUGGGAAUGCAGGAGGUCAUAUCUGGUUGGGACGCCGGGAUUUCGUCCAUGAGAGUCGGAGAAAGGGCUGAAAUAGAAAUCCCACCGGAAUAUGCCUAUGGUGCCGAGGGUUACCCGCCUGUCAUCCCAGCGUCUGCCACGCUCAUCUUCGACAUCGAGCUAAUGGGAAUCGAGGGCGUCACAGACCAGCAACCAACGGUACAGUUGGUGGCACAACCGUCACAAACAUUCGGAGCGGCAGGUUCCGCGGCCGCCUCGAGUGGUGGCGUUGCACAGUUUUCUAGUGCGAACUUCGCGCCACAGUCGCUACCAUCUUCGCAGCCUGCACAACCCAUGGGAGCGGCAAGUUUCGGAACGCAGGGCGUCUCGAGUGGUGGCGUCUCACAGUUUUCUACUGCAAACUUCGCGCCACAGUCGCCAUCCACUGAAUUUCAAGGGUUUUCUUCGAUUUCCCAGUUUCCUCCUGUGAAUUCCGGCGUGAGCACGCAGGGAUUCUCUGGGGCUGCUUCUUCAGCAUCGUCAUCCCAAGGUUUUUCGACCGGCUUUACUGCGCAAACUGCACCUUCUUUUACGCAACCGCAACCACAACGUGAACAACCUCAGACACCCAGUUUCACUGCACCGGAACCGCCAAGGCCCCAACAACCAAGCGGUUUUGGCACAAUGCAGUUCGGAUCCAACUCCAUGUUCCCCUCGUCUAGUAUUGGGUCAGGACAGCCGCCUGUUGUCAGCUUCACCGCACAAGAACCACCAAGGUCCCAACAACCAAACGGUUUUGGUACAAUGCAGUUUGCUUCACAGCCCCAGUCCACGUUUUCUUCAUCUAGGCUUGGGUCAGGACAACCGCAAGUUGUUAGCCCACCUCCAAGCCCCUGGAACCCGCCAAGUUCAUUAGGUGCCGGUUUCCGUUCUCAGAAUUUUGCACCGUCAUCACCGCCAUCCGGGUUUGACACUGGCUCAAGGACGUCUGCUUUUGACUUUCAAGGGUCAAGAUUUGGACAAACUGAACAAUUCGAAAGAGAAUCGACAUUAUUCCCGUCAGGCCCAACGGGACCCGGAUUUCCGGUCGAUCGUGGUAUGGUUAGCCGAUCUGGACCAGGAAUGGGCGUACCCGGUCAGCCCGAAACCUUUGGCAGGUUUGGUCCACCAAAUGACUUUACGGCUGCAGGGGGAGAUUUUACCGACUUUAGAAGCAGUUUCGAAAUGCCACCUUUUGCCGGCUCGCCUACUGCGCCUGGCAUGAGGCCAAGUGAUAGACUCGGUAUGCCCGAAGGCGCAGUGUUAGGUUUUGACAGCAGGCGGGAUCCGCGUCUCGACAUGGCCAGACGCUUGAGGCCAGGAUUUGGUUCAAUGCCGCCGAGAUUUGGUGGCACCGACAUGCUAGUCGGUGGAGCCGACAUGCGGAUGGGAAUGCCCCCGAUGCGAGGCGGCGCUCCAUUCAUGACUCCCGUGCGAUCUCCAUUCAGGAGACUCAUCCGGCGAAGACGCGCGGUUGUAUAGUAAACAUGACUUCCGGUUUAGUGAGGCAGCAUAAUUAACCCCUUCAUUCUUUUUCUGGUGACAGACGAUAUUUGCAAAAUUCGCCAUAAACAAAAUUUCAAAGAGUCGUUUGGAAAAUAUUACCAGAAUACCAGUAUGAAUAUUAAAUUUAGUUUUAUUGACAAGAAAGA
Molecule: messenger RNA, 1947 nt
Organism: Dreissena polymorpha
Lineage: Eukaryota; Metazoa; Mollusca; Bivalvia; Myida; Dreissenidae
Product: FK506-binding protein 15-like
Exons: 5
Coding region: 62-1777 (571 amino acids)
Molecular function (GO): peptidyl-prolyl cis-trans isomerase activity
Source: RefSeq, a predicted model, not a curated record